This is a messenger RNA of Umbelopsis ramanniana AG, 2130 nucleotides long. RefSeq lists its product as uncharacterized. NCBI's taxonomy places the organism in Eukaryota, Fungi, Mucoromycota, Umbelopsidomycetes, Umbelopsidales, Umbelopsidaceae. The transcript has a single exon. The record is from RefSeq and is a predicted model, not a curated record. Bases 159 to 2051 code for a protein of 630 amino acids.
AGCCAACUGCGUGUAUCAGCAACCGUUAUCGAACGUAUCCAUUAAAACUGGUGACCUACUGCGGAAGUUCUUAUCACCAUUCAAUACCAAGUUUAGCCAAAAUCAGGUUUAUCUAAGCCACCUACGUGUAGUCAAACCAUCCGUUAGCCACUUUCAAGAUGCCUAUAACGGUAGAUUUUGUCACAUUAACCGUGUUAACGAAUGUAUUUGGUUACACUUGCGAAUUAUUUUUAGAAAAAGUCUGGAGUUACAUAUCCGUGAAAAGCGGCAGAGCUGAUUUCAAAACUUAUGUAGAAGCUGACUACAUCGAAAAAUUUUUACCAUUUCGCACCUUCAGGGCCUUAUUCACCAGCAGAUUUGGUUUUCUGGCCGGACUAUGCACUGUGUCAUUAGCGAUGUCCACAUUUAUAAGUCCUUUGGUGCAAUUAACGAUUAAUGGAGGAGCUUCGUUUGUAUCACCAGUAAUCCAGCUGAAUAACGUUACUAAGGGCAUGUAUUAUGGACCAAAACCUUACACGACGGCUAGCACGGUCUUAACAGAAGAAAACUUUAAGAAUGCACUCGGCUUGUUCGCCGGUGUUGCAGACGCUUCCGCAAGGCCCUUGUCAUUCAUAGACUGCGCGGGAGGCUGUAUUGAUCCUAACAACGGAAGAAUCCUUAAUGUCUAUGAUGUGUCGUCUACAGUAUCUCCUCGGGUAUCAAUUAGUAUUGAUCUAGAUUACUGCUCUAACACCACAACCUGGGUCUGCUUCAACGGAGUCCCAGGUUUGUAUUUGGAUACCCCAUAUGACAGUAUAUCGCUGUAUGCACCUAACACGUACUCAGGGAUUCAUAAUUUGACCAAUGACGAAAUAUUCGCACAAGAUACGUUUAUAGGAACUUUAGCAACAGAUACGAAUGCCACUAUAGCCUUCGGAGUUAGAGUGUCUUACACUAUGGAGCUUACAAACAGCUAUAAUUAUAGUGUUCUUGAGGCGGACAAAAUUUACAAUUACGGACCGAUACAAUAUAGUCAAAGCUCAAGUUUCUCAGACUGGUGCAAUGUAACACGUAGUUAUAACGAAGGCUCUUAUGCAGUAUUGGAACUCGGGUGUUACAAAUAUCUGUACAGAUACAAAGUCGAAACUUACGUACUAGCGAACGACCCUCUACUCGACUCUUACAGAGUCAGUCCUUACGAUGAUAUUGACGGUAAUAUUAUCUCUCCGAUGGAACUCCAAGGGGAGCCGAACUAUGGGGCAUCGUUUAGAAUGGCGGCAGUCAGCGUGGGUAAUUUUGCAGGCAACAGCAGCUUAAGCACAGCAAGUCUGUCUAACCUGGUGAAGCUACUACCUAUAACUUCCAACUUCACGCUCUACGAUGACGCUAUGAGCAUAGCGGUGGUAGUCUACUCUACUGUACCAUAUUUCUUAAUACCUGACGGCACACUGGUCGGAAUGUUAACCAUAACACUAACGGUAUUAUUGUCACUGUCUAUGUACCAGCUAUCACAACGGGCCACCCCUUACUUGAUGAACCAGUUUACGCUAUUGGAGGCUAGUGUGACAGACGGCAUGUGUGGCUUUAAGAGUAAAUUCCAACAUCAGCACAAAUGGUUCAGUUCCGAAGUUGGCAAACAUCAAGGAUUUUCUGUUGACGGAAAACAUGUUACGUUACAAGACCAAGGCACGAUUUACUACGAUGCUGUUGAGAUGAUAUCUCCUGAUGAGGAAAAAGGUAGUUAUAUACUGGCUAACCACUACACAGAGGAACGCUCUGGCUACCUGGGCUUUAUAUCGAGAGGUAUAGUAACUAAAGGCAUAGGAGCAGUUGCUAUUAGGAAUGCGAGUGACCGGCAACAAGAGAAAACAGCAAACGGAGAUUUGACUUUCAGAAAGCCAAGCAGACUUAGACAGAGUAGCACAAAGCGGGAUUAUGCUAGCGAAGCGAUAGACGCGGUCCACAAACACACGGGCCUAACGUUGGAUGACACGAUACAAACACCAGAGAACAACCAGGGCGGCACAAGAGAGGAUAUAGCAAGUUGUGAGCACCCGCUCAGCGAUUGGUAACGGUAGAAGAGUUACUGCAGGAAGGGUGGUGCCGGCGGGAGUAGAAAUCACAGUAUCCCUACUAGAGGAGAAGAAGUAU